AUGCUACGGCCACCAGCAGAAGCGCGCCUACAGGGAGCGUUCUCAACUCUACCUCCUGAGCUGUUCUUCAACGUUCUCGAUCAGCUCGUAGGCACACGCGACGGUCAGCAGCCGGUGGCAUACGAACCCUCCAAUGCGAUCACCAAAGCAUUGCGCGCGCUCACUUUAGUGUCGCGCAAUAUCUAUCCUAUUGCAUCAAGAUAUCUCUACUCUUACUGUCUUUGUUUGGACAAUUGUACGAACUAUGCUCGCUUUUGUAGAACAUUGGGAUUAAAUCUUGGAUCUCACCCCCAAGCGCUCAAGUAUGGACAGGCGGGGCGCAAUGAGAAACUCUUCGCCAACGCGGAGACGACGCGAUAUAUCACCUCUACUUUCAUCUCGCCGAUUAAUACAACCAAAGAUGGCAUUGGCUCGACCAUGGUCCGACUACCGCAGGUCAUCGAUCUUUGCAGUGUCAUUGGGCGUGCAUUGAGAAGGCUGAUCCUGGAUCUUCAAACCUUGUAUGCGCCAGCAAGCGAGGUGGAUUUAGUCCAGCCACAUAUCAUCGAGAAUAACAUUUUCCUACAUAUGCCGAAUCUCGAAGAACUUGUUGUCAGUUUCGAUGUCGUCGACUACUUUCCUUAUCCACCUCUCAACCUCAAGAGGCUAGCUAUAACCGUUCAAGAGAUGAUGGAUGCACACUUAGAUUUUUGUUUCUCAAUGUCGUCUCUACAGACAUUGAUAUUCUUGCGCCCACCAGAGCUAGCCUCUACCGACAUCGACCUCUUGUUCAAGGCAUACAAGGGAAAUGUUCUGGAUGUUGUUUUGGUCGACGUGAACUCGAAUCAUCGUACGCCUCAUGGCACCAGAAGCUGGGAGGCCAACGAUACGGUGAGGAUUUGGGAAGCCGAUGUGGCGACCAGCUUCUACGGCGAUGAUGAUGACCUGAUUCUAUGCGAAAAUUGGAUGUGGAAGCAUGGUCUCGAGGGCACACUCUGGACCCAGGACAAGCGACGAAUGGCAUCCUGGGCGGAGACUGAAAGAAGAUUAGCUGGACCUGUGCAUUUGAUCACGGACGGGUCGCACUCAUUGUGA
Messenger RNA from Cucurbitaria berberidis CBS 394.84, 1074 nucleotides. RefSeq lists its product as uncharacterized. The coding region runs from base 1 to 1074 and encodes 357 amino acids. The transcript has a single exon. The record is from RefSeq and is a predicted model, not a curated record. Lineage: Eukaryota; Fungi; Ascomycota; Dothideomycetes; Pleosporales; Cucurbitariaceae.